GAAUAGAAUAGAAUAGCCCUCUCUUAAAUAUUAUCGCAUGCUACGCUCAGUGUCACUUUGAUUACAGAGAGUGUAACGUGAACAAUUGAACAUCAUGACAGUCAAUCUUUUUGUUAUUUUAUGUUCACUAGUGUUAUGGGUGGACAAUGGCGUCCAUAGUUUACAAAAACCUGUUCGGAAGUUUCCUGAAGGCUUCAAUUUCGGAGCAGCCACAGCCGCUUACCAGGUCGAGGGGGCGUGGAAUGAAGAUGGCAAAGGCCCAUCAAUAUGGGACGACUUGACCCACACUCACCCGUCACCCAUCUCAGAUGGCAGCACAGGAGAUGUGGCAGCUGACACCUACCAUCUCUGGAAGUCAGACGUGGAACUCAUGAAACAACUCGGUCUGGACUUCUACCGGUUCUCCAUAUCCUGGUCACGAAUCUUACCUACUGGUUUUGCAGACCAGAUUAAUCAGAAAGGUAUAGACUACUAUGAUAACCUGAUAACGGAGUUGUUAAAGAAUAAGAUUGAGCCGAUGGUCACGUUGUAUCAUUGGGACCUUCCGUCUAGCUUGCAGAAGUUGGGUGGCUUCGCGAACCCACUUAUUGUCGAAUGGUUUGAGCAGUACGCAAGGGUUGUGUUUGAUAAGUUUGGAGACAAAGUGAAGUACUGGAUCACGAUCAAUGAGCCCAAACAGAUUUGCUAUGAAGGUUACGGCUCCACCGCUAAGGCCCCUCAACUCAACAUGACUGGAAUAGCCGAGUACAUUUGCGCGAAAAACGUGCUUCUAUCCCACGCUAAAGUGUACCAUUUGUAUGACGAGAACUACAGGUAUAAGCAGAAUGGGCAGAUCGGUAUUUCUGUCAGCUGCACGUGGUAUGAGCCGGCUUCUGAUACCAUUGAGGACCACCAGGCGGCUGAAGAUGCCAGGCAGUUUGAUUGGGGUCAAUACAUCCAUCCCAUAUUCUCCAAGACGGGCGACUUCCCUCUAUCCCUGAAGAACAACGUCAGGUUACGCAGUAAAGAGCAGGGCUUCCUCCGAUCCCGUCUACCGGUCCUGUCCUCUGAAGAGAUAGUCUACAUAAGAGGAACCUCGGAUUUCCUCGGCAUCAACUCGUAUACGACUAAACUGACGUACAGAGACGCGUCGUUGGAGGGAAUGUACCCAGUGCCGUCGUAUAUGGAUGAUAUGAGCGCUGUGAUGGUCAAGGAUGCAUCGUGGCCUCAAGCCCAGUCUAGUUGGCUUCAGUCAGUACCAUGGGGCUUCUACAAGAUCCUGACUCAAGUACGAUACCUGUACGAUAAUCCAGCUGUCUGGAUCACCGAGAACGGCUGGUCGACAUCCGGUGGCCUGAUCGACAACGACCGGGUCAAGUAUUACCGGACGUAUCUGGGUGCCCUGCUGGAUGCCGUGGAAGAAGGUUCCAACAUUAAAGGCUACACGGCUUGGAGUCUCUUCGAUAACUUCGAAUGGAUGAGCGGUUAUGCAGACAAAUUCGGCAUAUUCGAAGUGGACUUCAAAGACCCGAAACGCAAACGAACACCGCGGAAGUCAGCUCACGUCUACAAGGAAAUCAUCAGGAGCCGAAGCCUUGACAUGAACUAUGAGGUGGACGAUAAAACUGUUCUGGCACCGACACAGGUGGUGGAAAAAGACUAUGUGGAAGGUUACUGAUCGGGGAAUAGUGUUUGAAGAAUUUAAUGUAAUUUAAUAUAUAUUUAUAGGUAUUAUGUAUUUAUUUAGAAAUGAGCAAUAAAUUAAUUAAGUACCUAA
Molecule: messenger RNA, 1756 nt
Organism: Plutella xylostella (diamondback moth)
Lineage: Eukaryota; Metazoa; Arthropoda; Insecta; Lepidoptera; Plutellidae
Product: myrosinase 1
Biological process (GO): carbohydrate metabolic process
Molecular function (GO): beta-glucosidase activity
Source: RefSeq, a predicted model, not a curated record